AUGACGAGCUACCCGGCGGUUUCUGCUGAGACUGAGCUGGCUCAACUGAAGGAACUGCUUGCAAGGCAAACAUCAGCGAGAGAAGAGUUGCAUCUGGCUGUUUCAAGCAAGGAUGCGGCGAGACUGCAGACGGCUUUGCAAGCAGCACAAGGCUUGCUGCUGGAUGUGGAGGUGCAGUGGGGCCAGCAGGAGCUCACGAAAGCCUCUUCCAGAACAGAGUCGUGGCAGGACGGGGAAGAGGCGAUGGUGAUCCCGUCCGCUGAGCAGCUUGAGCAGCUUUUAGCCGAGGACGAGGAGCGCCAGCGCCGGGAGGAAGCCGAGGCAGCAGCCGAGGAGCAACGGAAAGCCGCCGAAGCGGAAGUGGCUUGGAAGAAGGUGCAAGAUGCGAUCAACGCCGACGACGAGGGCGCAUUGCUAAAGGCGCUUAGUGACGUGGAAGGCAAGCUGCCUCCGGACCGGGUUGCCGCAGCGAGGCGAAGGAUUCCUGCCAUGCGAGCCCGGGCGGAGAUGCGGAAAGAGCUGUCUUCGGCCAUCCGGAAAUCAGAGCUCGAGGAGGAGACCGUUACACUCAAGCACGUGAUUGCCACCGCCAAGCGCUCCUGCUUGCCACAGGCUGAAGUGCUGGAGGCAGAAGCCGUCCUCAAGCGAAUGGAGGCCGAGCAGCGAAAGGCCAAGGCGGAGAAGGCGGCGGCCGCCGCCGGGCCGCGGAGCCGGGAGCCACCGCCGACUGGCGCAGAAGCGGCCCAGGCUCCGCCGUCGAGCAAUGAGGUCAAGGCACCUGCGACCAAGUUGGAACUAGCUGUUCUCAGCAAGGACAAAGAGCAAAUACAAGAAGCACUCGCGGAGUUGAAAGCCUCGGGAAUGUCAAACCAAGAGCGGAACUAUUUGUACGCGUGUGCACGUGCGAACUUCGGGGGGCGUUGA
This is a messenger RNA of Symbiodinium sp. CCMP2456, 924 nucleotides long. NCBI's taxonomy places the organism in Eukaryota, Dinophyceae, Suessiales, Symbiodiniaceae. The record is from the annotation of a GenBank genome assembly.